Molecule: messenger RNA, 4720 nt
Organism: Podarcis lilfordi (Lilford's wall lizard)
Lineage: Eukaryota; Metazoa; Chordata; Lepidosauria; Squamata; Lacertidae
Source: the annotation of a GenBank genome assembly
AACUGUGAUCUACUAUCCAGUAUCAAAAACUGGAAAUGAUCUACCACACUCUCCCAUUGUCAUUCUUCAACUUAAACAUAUUAUAUUUGACUGGGGAAACCCAGCCAGAUGGGUGGGGUAUAAAUAAUAAAUUAUGAUGGUGAUAAAAAUAAUAACAAAUUAUUACCCCCACACCAGGCCCCUCCCAGGGCCCUUGGUGCACGUGGGAAGCCAAAAUGUUCAACUUCCCCUUUUCCAGACGAAGAGGUCCGUGGGAAGAGGGGGUGUGGCUUACAUUCAUGUAAACACAGCUAGGCUGGAGCUGGAAAGGUGGGGAAAGUUCAGCACUCACGCAGAACUAAGAUGGAGAGUGGAGGGGCGUGGGACCUGGCAUUUUCUUUCCACAGGAACCAGUAGGAGGGGUGUCAUUGUCUCUCUUGUGCGCCGCACUUCCCUUGGCUCACUCUGCAGCACUACAGCCCUUGCGGAGCAUGUGUGCCUCAUUGUCAACCCCACCUCCUUGCCCCGGGACUGUGGCUUGCAGGGGGCAGAGGCAGGCACCUCACAUGUUUCUGGAGCCAGCUAGCUGACUGGGCGUCGGAAAAGCCGGCAGCCAGAGCAGGGCGCUUGAGGCGGCCGCAAGGAGGCGGAGGCAGCACCUGCGCCAGCCAGAGCUCUUGCUGCGGCGGUGGUGAGCAAGCCUAGCUAAGUACAGGGCAGCUGCUGGGAGAGGGCGGUGGGCAGAGGUGACGAGGCCUUGGUCAUGCUCGACCAAAAUCCAUCCCGCGAUUGACACAUUGGACAUGUCUGGGCUACAUGAUCCUAAGGGUCCCUACCAAUUCUAUGAUUCUAUGAUUUUGUAAAAUCCAGUGGAAAUCCAAUGUUUCUGAAUACCAGUUGAUAGGAAUCAGAAAAAGGGAAAGCACCGAAGUCUUAACAGUAGGCUUCCCAGUUUGGCCACUUUGGGAAGAAGAUGCUGAACUAGAUUGGCCUUUCACCUGACAUAGCAGGGCUUUUUAAGUUCUGAUGCUCUGUAAUUACGCUUUCAUGCAUUCCCACCCACCAUCUUCCUUCUCCAUUCUGUUCCAUCAAUCAGCUAAGCUCCACCCACAUUCUAAAAGUAAAUCUACGGAGUGUUGCUAUGGUCAGAAUCAUCCUCCUGCUCUAGUUAGCAUGCAGCUUUAUUUCCACCACCAUUCCAGACCAAAAGGGAUUGUCAUGAAUGACAGGCAUUAGUACAGCACUCUAGUGAAUUCUUUCACCUCUCAGGGAAAAUGACUAACCGCCACACAUGGCAACUGGUGCUGAUCUCAUGGAAUGUUUUGUGUGAGACUACAGGUCAGAAACCACCACAAGGCUUUAUGUAUGCCUCUUACGAGGUGAUCAUCCCAAGAAAACUAGUCCCUAGGUAUGGACAAGAACAUCAUGAUGUCACCUACCUACUGCAGAUUGAGGGGAAAGGCCAUGUAGUUCAUCUCAAGCAGAACAGGGGCUUUGUCCCUAAACACCUCCCUGUCUUCACUUACAGUAAGGAGGGAGACCUUCAGGUGGACUAUCCUUUCAUCAGAGAUGACUGCUUCUACCAUGGCUUUGUACAAGACAAGCCUUCCUCAUGGGUCACCCUCAGCACUUGUUCAGGGGGCCUCAGGGGUCUGCUGCAUUUAGAAAAUGACACCUAUGAAAUUCAGCCUGUGCAGAGAUCUACUUCUCAACAUGUGAUGUAUAGGUUGGAAGAAAUAGAGGGUGCUGCACGUAUGACGUGUGGGUUAACAGAAGAAGAGCAAAGGCAUCAAGAGACCAUGAUCCAAAAAACAGAGAAUAUAGUGGCUAGGGGUGCUCCAGAAGGAGGUUGGUGGACACACACCCGUUACGCAGAGGUUGCAGUUGUUGUGGAUUACGAAAGAUAUGUGAGAAUUGAUAGAAAUGAAACUGUUGCUGCUAUGCGAGUUCUAGAUGUCAUUCAUGUUGCUAAUUCAUUAUAUGAGCCACUUGGUGUCGUUGUGACUCUUGUUGGAUUGGAGAUUUGGUCAGAAAAGAACCUCAUUGUGAUUGAUAACAACAUUUACACCCUGCUUUCCAAUUUCAAUGACUGGAGAACAAACACCCUAAAUAAACAUCUAGAGAAUGAUGCUGCUCAUUUAUUUGUAUAUAAGGGCUUUGGACGUACGCGAGGAUUAUCAUAUUUAGGAACAAUCUGUUGGACUGAUCGGGCAUGUGGUGUUGAAUCAUAUGUUGGUUAUAGUUUGUCUGAUUUUUCUAAUACAUUUACUCAUGAAUUAGGACAUAAUCUUGGCAUGCAACAUGAUUCAAAAUACUGUACUUGUGAACGACAUGCCUGCAUUAUGGCUGCAGCUCAGGCAAACACUGAUAAGUUUAGCAACUGCAGUUAUCAGAAUUAUUUUGAGCUAAGGAACACUCCAUGUUUGUUAAUCCCACCAGAGCCUGAUAAAAUGUAUAAACUCAAACACUGUGGUAACAAAGUAGUGGAAGAUGGAGAGCAAUGUGACUGUGGUUCACCAGAUCAAUGCAAGUUGGAUCCAUGUUGCCAGUCUAAUUGCAUGCUGCGCCCAGGUGCCACUUGUGCUUUUGGACGGUGUUGUGCUGAGUGUCAGUAUCUUCCAGCUCAUUAUGUCUGCAGACAAGAGGUUAGCAGCUGUGAUCUUCCUGAGUACUGCAAUGGGACUUCAGAGUGGUGUCCUAAAGAUGUUUAUGUACAAGAUGGCACCCCGUGUAGUGAUGGUGUAUACUGCUAUCAUGGAAAUUGCACAACUCACAGUGAGCAGUGCAAAAUGAUCUUUGGCAUGGAAGCAACAGCUGCUUCAAAGGCUUGCUUCAAUGAACUGAAUGGUCGAGGGGAUCGCUUUGGCAACUGUGGCCUUAGAGAUGGAACCUAUAAGAAAUGCAGUGCUAAGAAUAUCCUAUGUGGAAAAAUCCAGUGUGAAAAUGUUUAUAAACUACCUUCUUUGGAGGAACACAGCACCCUAGUUAAUACACCCAUUGGCAAUAGGAAAUGCUGGAGUACAGACUACCACAGUGGAAUGGAGAUACCUGAUAUUGGAGCAGUGAGAGAUGGGACUCCUUGUGGCACUGACAUGAUAUGCAUUAAUAGGCAGUGCAAGAGUGUAUCCCUCUUGAACUAUGAUUGUAAUUUCACAAAGUGCCACCGUAGGGGUAUAUGCAAUACUCAUAAACAUUGUCAUUGUGAUUAUGGCUGGGCCCCUCCAAACUGCCUCUCUAAAGGCUUUGGUGGCAGCAUUGAUAGCGGGCCUCCACCACGAGGUAACAUUCUGGAUCAUAGCAAUCUCAGUGCAGGAUUAACAGAAGUAAUUGGAUUUGUUGUUCUGCUACUAUUGUUGUUGUUGGUCUGGAUAUUUAUUUCAGGAACGGACUGAGACUGAAGUUCUUACAUUUAAGUAGAAGAGUUUGUCAAGCACAAAAAAGAAGAAAUUCUGAAAUGGAUCACAGAAAUGAACAAUUGGCAGUGUGCCAGAUACAGAACAAACAAUAGAUUGUACUAUGUAGAUAUACAUUCAAUUUGCUAAGUUUUUGAUUAUUUUAAAAAAUCUUUUCAUUAAAUUUUCCUCCUAGGCACUCUAGGUUGUGAAAAUCUUGGUUUUCUCAACAGGGGAGAAUUACGUUAUAUGUUGAGCCUCACUACACCCAGGGCUUUUUUUUCCAUCUGCAACUCACCAAAACUUAGUUCUGGCACCUGUCAGGUGGGUGCCAUUGCCAUUCUUAGAGAAUGAGAGAGACAUUCAUAGUGAGUUCUGGCACCUCUUUUUCUAGGAAAAAUAGCACUGCCUCUACCUCAUGGAUUUAGAAGCUGUGAUAGUCUAAGUAUUGUUGGAUAACAACCCCUAUUAGCCCCAGUCAGCACUGACAAUGUUCAGGGAUGAUGGGAACCAUUUCCAACAACAUCUAGAGGGCCACAGGUUUUUUAAUUGGGUGUAUGUGUGUUAAACACUGAGCAGAAUUCUAGUUCCCAAAUAAGAACCCAUUCUUAAGGAAGUGUGUGGAUUUUUAAAGCACCCAGGGGGUCCCACCACUGAAGGAGGAAAACCUUUAAAUAUUUUAAUCAUGCUAUGUCCAUAUUUACCAAGGCAACUGAGUGACUUUCUCUGGAAAUCAUCUGCCUGCCUGUCAGCUGUUUCCCCUAGUUGCCUGUAUGAGAAGGAAGGAGGAUGGGAGCCAGUCAGGCAAGUAUGUGUCUCCUGUGGCUGAGUUCCAUCCCUUUCCACCAAUAGUAGGCCCACCAUUUCACUGCAUUCCAGAUUCCCUUUUUUCCCUUCCCAGAAUCCUAAUUUCCCUUCCAGGCCAAUUAGAAGGGGAUGAGGAGGGUGGGGAUGGAGCAGCCUGCAGGGGGAACAGGCCAAGGAAAAGGAAGCAGUGUUAUCAACUUACCUUGUCUUCCUUCUCCUCUCUGGUCCAAAGAUUGGAGUGGGUGGCCAAGCUGCUCCCCUACCCAUCCAACAUUUCUCAGACAAAAGUAUGGAUGCUUCUGUGAAACCGUAGGAGAUUGAGCCCAUAAGUGCAGGAGGCAGGAUUAACACAACGACCUCCUGCUUUUUCGCCUGAAAAACAUUUGAAGUCUAAACUCUGCACAUGGACAGUGGGAAUUUAUCAAUUCUACAACUUCUGCUACUUGUUUUGAAAGGAAUGUUAAGCUCUUGUGAGCUUCAACUAUCUGUCUCUUCAUUGUAAAUUCAAACAAGCACAUUUCUUUGCUUCUGGUGAAGUUUCC